Messenger RNA from Populus nigra (black poplar), 1385 nucleotides. Its product is annotated as RHOMBOID-like protein 3. The transcript has 5 exons. Bases 289 to 1290 code for a protein of 333 amino acids. Gene Ontology annotation, cellular component: membrane. The record is from RefSeq and is a predicted model, not a curated record. Gene Ontology annotation, molecular function: serine-type endopeptidase activity. Lineage: Eukaryota; Viridiplantae; Streptophyta; Magnoliopsida; Malpighiales; Salicaceae. Gene Ontology annotation, biological process: proteolysis.
ACAUGUCAAAAGAAUGAUGGAUUGUUAAAAAAAACAGAACCAUGGUAGUGUUUGUACCGGAUCAAAUGAAAAAUGUACAUGGGAGGAGGUUACCUUGCUUACUGUGGCAGUUAGAAACCUGAAAAUCCUCACCCACUUUCUUUCCUUGUCCAUUAAAAACCAUUGAACUCACCAACACCACCACCACCACCACAUCAUUUCUAGAGAGAUCAAGGUAAAAAGAAACCAAAAUACAGUUCUUUUUAAAGAAAGAAACACCUGCUAGAACACCAUCAAGAAACAUCAAACAUGUCAAGAGAAGACACGGAAAGAGGAGGGGGAGUUAAGAGCAGAGGAAACAACAGCAACAGCUACUUAUCAUCAACUUCAACAUACCCGAUAGAAGACACAGAAGCUCAUUACUGGACAUCAUGGAUUGUACCUAUGUUUGUGGUGGCAAAUGUUGCUGUCUUCAUUGUUGUGAUGUGCAUCAAUAAUUGUCCUAAACAUUUACAUACAAGACUUGAAGGGAAGUGCGUUGCAAGGUUUCUUGGGAGGUUUUCUUUUGAGCCUUUGAAAGAUAAUCCUCUCUUUGGUCCCUCUUCUGCCACACUGGAGAGGCUGGGAGCUCUUGAGUGGACCAAGGUUGUAGAUAAGCACCAGGGAUGGAGGCUUAUCACUUGUAUCUGGUUGCAUGCUGGUAUUAUUCAUCUUCUUGCAAACAUGCUGAGCCUGGUCUUCAUUGGCAUUCGUCUCGAGCAGCAAUUUGGGUUUGUUCGCAUCGGAGUUGUUUAUCUGCUGUCAGGAUUUGGCGGGAGUGUGCUUUCGUCUCUAUUUAUUAGAAACAAUAUCUCAGUUGGAGCCUCAGGUGCCCUUUUCGGGCUUCUUGGAGCAAUGCUCUCAGAGCUAAUUACAAACUGGAGUAUCUAUACCAACAAGGCUGCAGCUCUGCUUACACUACUGGUCAUAAUAGUCAUUAACCUUGCAAUAGGAAUUCUGCCACAUGUCGAUAAUUUUGCCCAUAUUGGUGGAUUUCUGUCAGGAUUCCUCCUAGGCUUUGUUCUGCUUCCCCGUCCUCAAUAUGGCUGGCUAGAGCGUCGAAAUGUUCCCUCCGGUGUUGGUGUCAAAUCCAAGUACAGGGCUCACCAAUAUGCUCUAUGGCUGGUUUCUGUGAUUCUGCUGAUUGUAGGAUUCACAGUUGCGUUGGUGAUGUUGUUCAAGGGAGAAAAUGGAAACGAUCAUUGCCAUUGGUGUCACUAUCUCAGCUGUGUCCCUACUUCCAGAUGGAAAUGUAACGAUAACAACCUUUAGUAGGGAAAACAAAGCUCAUGGUCUAAUUUAUGGGUUUAAUAUUUCAAUUUUUAUAUGUAUGAUUUGUAUAUUUAUGCAUAGUUUUGCGUUAGAAA